UUCAGAAUCCGAAAGAUUUACCAACACUACUCAAUCGAAGCUAUCACAAAUAUUUCAUUUUAAUUCUUCCGUUUUUGUUUAACAAAAUAUACCCUGGAAAGGAACGUCGACUGGCCAGCAGCCGACCCAGCAUUAGAACGACCACAAAAUUAAGUUCAGUCAUGGGCACGUCACCAGUCUUUCUAAUUUGUUUAUGUCUGCUCUCCAGUAUCUGCUACGUGUCGGUGUCGGCCGACGAGCACAAUCAUAAGUAUAAUGAUAGAGAAGAAGUUGUACUAUGGAUGAACACGGUCGGUCCCUAUCACAAUCGCCAGGAGACGUAUGCGUAUUUCUCGCUGCCCUUCUGCAGUGGUGCCAAGUCGAGUAUAUCUCAUUACCAUGAAACUCUAAGCGAGGCUCUGCAGGGCGUUGAGCUGGAGUUUAGCGGUUAUGAAAUGGAGUUCAAAACAGAUGUUCAGCGCACGGUCAUUUGCAUGGUUAAACUAACCGAGGAGAAUGUCAAAGCAUUUAAAUAUGCCGUAAUGAAUGAAUACUGGUAUCAGAUGUAUAUCGAUGGCUUGCCCAUAUGGGGAAAGGUGGGCGAACGUGAUGAAAACGAUGGCAAAUAUUAUAUACACACGCACAAGAAAUUCGAUAUUGGCUAUAAUGGCCAGCAAAUCGUGGACAUCACACUGACAACGGAAAUGCGGGAAGAAUUGAAGACAGAUGCUAAAAUCAAAUUCUCCUAUGAAGUCAAUUGGAAACCUAGCAAAAUUGAGUUCAAGAAUCGCUUCGACAAGUAUCUGGAUCCAAACUUUUUCCAGCACAGGAUACAUUGGUUUAGCAUCUUCAAUAGCUUCAUGAUGGUCAUAUUCUUGGUGGGUUUGGUUUCCAUGAUAUUGAUGCGCACCCUGCGAAAGGAUUAUGCACGGUACAGUAAGGAUGAGGAGGUAGAUGAUAUGGAACGUGACCUGGGCGAUGAAUAUGGCUGGAAACAGGUGCAUGGCGAUGUAUUCCGGUCGCCACCUCAUGCUCUACUCUUCUCGGCCCUCGUUGGUGCCGGCUACCAGCUAAUCUCGGUUGUCUUUUGUGUGAUAAUGUUUGCCAUCGUUGGUGAACUGUAUACGGAACGUGGCUCGAUGCUCUCAACUGCUAUUUUUGUUUAUGCGGCAACGUCACCUAUUAAUGGCUAUUUUGGUGGCUCGCUUUACGCUCGGCUGGGCGGUCGUUUGUGGAUACGUCAGAUGCUCGCCUCGGCUUUCACUGUGCCCGUCGCUGUAUGUGGUACUGCGUUCUUCAUCAACUUUAUUGCGAUCGGCUACCAUGCAUCGCGAGCCAUACCCUUUGGCACAAUGGUGGCAGUCACCUGCAUUUGCCUGUUCGUCAUAUUGCCACUGACUCUCGUGGGCACAGUGGUGGGCCGGAAUUUGGAUGGCCAGCCAGAUUUCCCCUGUCGCGUCAAUGCUGUACCCAGGCCCAUACCAGAGAAGAAAUGGUACAUGGAACCAUUCAUUAUCGUGCUGCUGGGCGGCGUGUUACCAUUUGGUUCCAUUUUCAUUGAAAUGUACUUCAUCUUCACCUCAUUCUGGGCGUACAAAAUCUAUUAUGUCUAUGGCUUUAUGUUGCUCGUCUUUACCAUUUUGACCGUGGUCACCGUCUGUGUUACCAUUGUGUGCACCUAUUUUCUGCUGAAUGCCGAGGAUUAUCGGUGGCAGUGGACGAGCUUUAUGGCCGCUGGCUCCACGUCGAUUUACGUCUACGCAUAUUCAUUUUAUUACUUCUUCUUUAAGACCAAAAUGUUCGGCUUAUUCCAGACGGCGUUCUAUUUUGGCUAUAUGGCACUCUUCAGUGGCGCUUUGGGCAUCAUUUGUGGCACCGUCGGCUAUGUCGGCACGAAUUUCUUUGUGCGUAAAAUCUAUUCCAAUGUGAAAAUAGACUAAAAUUGUGCGGCUGUAGAUUUCAAUCCAAACCAUUUACAACUGUAUUUAUUAUGUAGUCCUUUAGUUGACCCCUGCCUUUUGUGUUUAUAUGCAUAUAUAUAUACAUUCAUUUUGCUCUUUA
Molecule: messenger RNA, 2040 nt
Organism: Drosophila navojoa
Lineage: Eukaryota; Metazoa; Arthropoda; Insecta; Diptera; Drosophilidae
Gene: TM9SF3
Product: transmembrane 9 superfamily protein member 3
Biological process (GO): protein localization to membrane
Cellular component (GO): membrane
Source: RefSeq, a predicted model, not a curated record